Eurytemora carolleeae is the source of this 1373-nucleotide messenger RNA. RefSeq lists its product as uncharacterized. Lineage: Eukaryota; Metazoa; Arthropoda; Copepoda; Calanoida; Temoridae. Bases 94 to 954 code for a protein of 286 amino acids. The transcript is spliced from 12 exons. The record is from RefSeq and is a predicted model, not a curated record.
GUGAAGCUAGGAGGAUAGAUAAGGUUAAGGCAGUUAGUAAUUAUUCACCAAUAGGUGACAAACACACACAAAACAUAAAAGGUGAUUAGAAGAAUGUAUAAGCUCGUAUUUCUGGUGGUAGCUGGUGCAGCUGUAGUGUACUGCAGUGAUGAUAUUGUAAACAACAACAGAGCUUGCCCUGAAGGCUACUUUUACGCUGGAGAGCCGAAGUACAAAGAAACACGUGGUGAAUUCUGGGAGAAAGGACCGACAAGUCCUGUGUACAGCUGUUAUAGAUUUAAUAGGGGCAAUUUUAGCUUCCCAGGAGCUAGCCUCAGUUGCAAUGAGGUCAAGGGGGAGCUAAUCAGCAUCAAUGAUGACUUUGAGGACAACAUCCUCAACUCGGUGGACUUUAGGAAUCAAAUAGCUCGCCAGCUGAUGGAUGAUGUUAUGGCUGGAGUAUUUACAUCUGGUAUACAGCUAGCACCUGAUACUUGGACCUGGUUCGGAGUAGAUGAGCCUGUGGAUGAAGAUAUUGCUGGAGAUAUUGAUGUUUCUCCUGAUAGUAGCCCUGCUGUCAAAUGUCUGACAAUUAGAUGGGAGGAUAAUGAAAAUGGAACCAAUCUUGUGUACAGUGCUGAAUCCUGUACAAAUACAUUUAAUGUCUCGCUUUGCGAGGUUCGUGUCUACACCCAGACUUGGUAUGUUUGGUUCUACAUUAACUGGCUUCAGGUUCUUUUCUUUUUCACUAUGUUUAUGCUUCUGGUCAGCCUUUGCUGUGUCUUCCAGAUGUGGUCUGUACAGAAGAGUCGACUUGUUGCAGUCCGUAGUAAUCCUAACUCUCCACCUCCAUACACACCUCACCCGUCACACACAGUGAAUGCUGGUAACCGUUAUAUGGAGAAGGGAAGAGAUAUCUUGGCCAAGGUUACUUUCUACAAGCAGAGGACUGACGAGAAGCGCCCCCUGGCAUAACUUGGAAGAUUUUAUCAAUUCUUACGGAAACAUAUAAAAUGCUACAUUGAAAACCAGUAAACUCCGCAACAGGAAGACGACUUUUAGAAAGUCCGUGAAACGUUUGACACAGCAAUUGUUCACUAUACAUUGUAUUUACAGUGUAGACAGAUUCAUUUCAAAAGAGUAAAACUUUCUGCUUUGUACCAAGUCUAAAUACAUUUAUGCUUAAAUGUCGUCUUCAUAUUUCAAAGUUUUCUGAUUCUCACCUGUAUCUAGGAUUGUUUUUCCAUGAAAUCUUACAUAUUUAUUCUAAACUACGCAGUUACGAUUUAUUUAAACUAUUUGCAGAUAAUAAUAAUAAUUUAAACAUUUAAAUUUUGAACUUUAAUACGAACUGUGUUUUAUUGUGAUUGAAAUAAAACUCUUAUCUUGUUGAA